This is a messenger RNA of Angiostrongylus costaricensis, 1173 nucleotides long. The record is from the annotation of a GenBank genome assembly. Lineage: Eukaryota; Metazoa; Nematoda; Chromadorea; Rhabditida; Metastrongylidae.
AUGUUUUUCACCAUUUCUCGCCAGGUUUUGGGCAGAGGUUUGGCAUCCACUGUCCGGAAGUGCAUCGAAAAGGCCACUGGACAAGCUUUCGCUGUUAAAAUAGUUGAUGUUUCCACAGAAAAGCAGUCAGAGCAUGAAGCGAUUCGUCUCAGACAAGAAACCACUUCUGAAGUUGAAAUAUUGCGACAACUCUCUGAACACCCUUCAAUAAUAACCAUUCAUGGUUUUUAUAUUACUCCGUCGUUUCUUUUCGCCGUUUUCGAAAUGGCGCCUAAAGGAGAGCUCUUCGACCAACUGAACAGUUCUGUAACUGUUUCUGAGAAGAAGGCUCGUCGGCUGAUGCGUCAACUGUUCGAUGGGGUCGCCUUUAUGCAUGACAGAAACAUUGUCCAUCGUGACCUGAAACUUGAGAACAUUUUAUGUAUUGACGAUGAAAGGAUCGUUAUUUCUGAUUUUGGGUUCGCAACCUAUCUCAAAAAGAGCGAAACACUGCGUGAAUUAUGUGGAACACCUGGUUAUUUGUCACCUGAAAUGUUGAAGUGCCAAAUGUAUGAAGACGCACCUGGAUACUCUCAUCCUGUGGAUGAAUGGGCUCUUGGAGUUAUAAUGUACACUUUAUUAGCUGGCUACGCACCGUUCUAUCAUCGAAAGCAGUUGACUAUGAUGCGAAUGAUUCAAGAGGGAAAAUAUGGAUUUCAAGCCGAGCCAUGGUCGACGAUUACCCAAGAAGCAAAAGAUAUGGAGUUGCCAUUUGGUGUCGCACAUAUUUGGUUUCGUUCAUUUCCGCAGAUAUCUGGCUUGUUGCGAGUUACCGUCGAAGAAAGGUUAACUUCGCUAGAGUGUCUACGGAUGCCAUGGAUGAAUCCAUCAGCAGAAAUUUGUGGCAGACUCGACAUGAGGAAGCGUUUCCGACAAGCGAUCGUGUUGGUUCGAUUUUUUUGCCGUCUUCAAAAGUACAAAUAUCUCAAAUCUGUUACUGAUAGGGAAUCUCUUAAAAAGCGUCCAUUUAGAGAUCGUGAUAUACGACAUGAGGCUGAGUCUGCCAUAUUUUCUGUAUACGGUCACUGGGUAAAUCGCGGAUUCUAUUAUUCGCGGGAUAUGCUUUUUGCUAACAAACCGCGUCCAAAGUACAGGAAGGGGAAUUAUACUACUUCUCGUGAGAAUGCAUUGUAA